CAAAUAGGGGUAUAGAAUUCGGCAAGCUUUUUUAAACAAAAGGAAUCAGAUCUUAGUAUUGAAGUCUUUAGACAGUGAUUACAACCAGAGUUUGAUUAGCUAAUGGAUUUUAAAGUAAUUAGAACUUUGGGUCACAGAACGAUACUUUUAUAAUUGAUUUAAGAACUAGCUUGUUCAUUCAGAAGUUAGUUUGGACCAGACUUGGGUAGGAGAAACGUCGAUUUUGUGGUCAUUGUGGUUUCACUGUGGUAAAAGUGUUGUGGUCGUAGAAAAUAAAAAAAAUAACAUUAUUGUUUGAAUAAAUCAAAGAGAUUAAAAUAUUGAUCUAGCAAGCUUAUUUCUUGCUGAUUUUGAAAGGAAAUGCCAUUUACACAAAAAAUGGUUUCGAGCGAUAAUUUUGUUGAUUAAGAAACGGUUCUGUCUUAAUCACGCGUGAGAAGAGAAGCCACGGUUCAUACGUGCACGAAAUUCUUGAGCGCUGACGCCUUCUGUGGUUCAUGAAUAAGUUGCAGCACAGCAGUUGCAGCUCAUCUGAUUAAUGAAGGAUACAUAGUUUCUUUACCUUAACAUUAUAAAUCUCUCGGACUCCCGGCUGCUUUGUGAAAUAUAACCAUUACUUUGGAAGUGAUCACUGAAUAGAAAGGAUAACACUUAGCUGUUUAUUUAUAUUAUCACGUUAACGAAGUUUGGAAAUAAAUUUAAACUGGAACUAUGCAUUUCUUAUUUGGAAAUGGUGGAUUUUAUGCGAACUUGGUAGGACUCUUGUGCGGACUUAUCGUGGUCAUCUCGGACCUGACCUAUUAUGUUAAAGGCCAAAGGUCAACGCAGUGGUCAGAUGGCGAUUUAAGGCUGGUCGGAGGGCGGACAGAGUAUGAGGGGACGGUCCUUAUUUUCCACUGGUCCCGCUGGGGAGCCAUCUGUGACGACUACUGGGAUAUCCGUGACGCCAAUGUCGUCUGCAACGAGCUGGGUUUCGCGGGCGCAAAAGAAGCACCGAGACGAUCAAGAUUCGGAAAAGGCAGACGUCGGGUUUGGUUGUCGGGACUUCGUUGUCGUGGUAACGAACAACACCUGACUAUGUGUUAUUCUCGGGGCUGGGGCACAUCAAUCCGUCGUUGUACCGACUAUAAAUCGUCGGCUGGUGUCGUCUGCAAUCAACGGACAAGACACAAUCACCAUCGGGAAGAAUCGAACCUGAGUAACGACCAGGCAUCUCCUUCAGUGCCAGAACGGGAAGAGCGGCCUGGGCUGACAGACGAGACACAGAUGUCAACAAAACGGCCAAGAACAACAACGAGAAAACCACCAGCGACGACGAAAAAAACAACAACAACGACAACAAAACCAACAACGACUACUAGAAAAACUACAACCUCGCGCCCCACAACGCCACCGACAACACAAACAACGACAGUCACUACCACAACGAGUAAACCGACAACAACAACAACACCAUCAACAACAACAAAACCCACCACAUCAACGACUAAGAAAGUGACUACAAAAAGAACUACAACUACCGCAAAACCCAAGACAGACUCCCCGCCGACGACGACGCCGCGGGUUUACAACCAAUGGGUCUACAACCAGGAGAUGUGGCGCUGGUAUUUCUACCGCCGUGACGGUUCAGUCAUCACAUCCAGACCCGACGCAAGGUAUUAUAAUCAACGGAAUACCACAACCUCCUCUACAACAACCACCACAACCACAACUCGCCGCCCGCCACCCCUUCCCCUUGACAACAGUAUAUAUGACAAUAAUCGCCAUGACGACGCGUAUAACUCCAUAGAUAACAAUCCCUUGUUUAACACAGUGGGUGGGGAAAACGAAAACGAACUACUGCAAGACAUUAGGAGACACCCUUCCAGCGGACAGAGCAUUUACCACAACAGUAUAAAGGAGGGAUACGUCCAGGACGCGCCUUUGGAGUUUAGUGAUGACGACAUUGACAACGUCAUCGAGCCAAUAACUACGCUCGCUCCCGCCGCUCCGCAAGUCACCGCGCCAAGCUACUCAGAGUUCCGGUUGGCUGGCGGGCGGGACUACAGGGGCUACAAGGAAGGGCGGCUGGAGGUCAGAUUAGCCGGAAGUGACGUUUGGGGUGUCGUCUGCGGGGACGCAUGGAACUUCCGGUCUGCCAUUGUUACGUGCAGACACUUUGGGGACGGCUAUGCAAGGACUGCACAUAAGACAAACCACUAUGGCGGCUCGAACAUGGACAAAGUACUGGCGGAAAUCGUCUGCACCGGAAGAGAGGAGCGCCUGGAAGACUGUAGGUUUCUGACAACCGAGAUGACGCCUGGCAAAGCGGCUUGCUCCAACGCGCAGUCCGUCGCCGGCGUUAUUUGUGACACAAGGCUGCCGGACCUGCAGCCGGACCUGAAGGCUGUCCAGGAGUCCGCCUUCCUCUCAGACCGCUAUCUCUACUACCUCCAGUGCGCAUACGAGGAAGGAUGCCUCUCCUCCACCGCCAAUGACAUGUACGGAACUAACAGUUGGCAAUACGCGAAGCGUCGUCUGCUUCACUUCUCCACGAUCGCUAAGAACAUCGGGAAGGCUGACUUCCGGCCAGACGUGGACCGAUCACAGUGGGAGUGGCACGCAUGCCACCAGCACUACCAUAGUAUGGAGGCUUUCUCCCAUUACGACAUCAUAGACUCGCAUGGGAACCAGAUUGCGGAGGGCCACAAGGCGAGUUUCUGUCUCGAGGAUUCCGCCUGCGAGAGGGGCGUCAAUCCGAAGUACAACUGCAAUGGGUUCGGACACCAAGGCAUUUCGGUUGGUUGCCAGGACAGUUACCUUGCCGAUAUAGACUGUCAGUGGAUAGACGUCACCGAUGUCAAACCCGGCAUGUACACGCUCAAGAUUGAGCUCAACCCCAACAUGAAUGUUCCGGAGAUUUCAUAUGAAAACAACGUGGCAAGAUGUAACCUGUAUUUCAACUCUAUACAAGCGAGGGUUUAUAACUGUUCGAUGGACUCACUGUUAUAGUAUCCGAUCACCUCCCAACCCUAGUGAUAAAUCUGAAACAAAGAUGUGAUAUUUGUGCAACGACGGUGAUAUUUUAUUGAACAGCACCACGGGGCCAAGGUUAUAGCUAUUCGGCCAAUGGGGGAACACGGAGAAUGAAAUGUUUUGUUGGUUAAAAUGGAUAUUGUCACGUUUUCUCUGUGAAUAUUCUGAAUUCCUCAGGCGUUUAUAGAUUACUUGUUUCCAAAUUUAAGCGAAAAUUCCAGUUCGAUUUGGGAAGUGUUACAUCAUCAUUAUAAGCCAAUUUGCGCUAGACAGAGCGCAAUUAGGCAGCCAGCGGUAAAUAUCUGCCAGGUUCCAACCACCCACAACAUGCCAAGACCCACUGAGUCACGUUAAAGGCACACAUUGUCCCCUUAGUGCAAGAACUCAAUAACUGCUUCUAUUUUUAUAUGCAGUUAUUGAGUUAUUGCACUAAGGGGACAACAUAAUCUGCUUAUGUGUAUUCGGUUUUAGUUAUAAAUCAUAAAAACAAUUACGUGUUGCACUAUCCAGAUCUCUUGAACACUUCUAAUUAACUUCUUGUUUAUAGCAAAGCACGUCGAAUGGUUCAACAGUAUGUUUAAAUAACCUUUUUACAAAUUCUCCCAAUUUGUUUUUUUAUAAAGCUUUAAAGGGACUCGCUCAUGUCUUUGUAAAAUUCACUUUUUUUUCUUUUUAUGACGAAAUAAAGUGUGGCAAAUCGUAAGUAGUGUUAUAACUAAGAUAACGAAAGCUGGAACCCUUCAGCAAAUGAUUAUAUUUGCUUUAUCAUUGUCUUUAAAGAUAACAAUUUACAUUAAGUAUUAACAAUGCAAUGCUGUUUUCUUUCUUUUUCUUCACUUUACCGCACCCCACUAAAAAAAAUGUUUUUUAAACUCUGAUUUAUUUUUUUGCAAUUUCGAUAUCAUGGAGUAAACUAAAUACAUAAAAAGGUGUGUUUAGAUGCAUUACCCGGAAAACUCAUUUUUGAUCCGAAAAUAUGAGCGAAUUCCUUUAAGCAAGGUUCUGUCACUGUGGUUUAGCGGGAUUAACCUGCCUAAAGACCCAGGUUCGAUCCCUUGUGCCGGCACAAUAUGAAUGGAAAUGAAUCUUAUUUUUUAAAUUUCUUUUUUGUAAAUAUGUUUAUAAAAUUAAGUUUAUGUUACAAAAUAUCAUAUUGAUAUUUGUUUUAAGAUAUAUUUUUCAUUAACCAAUCAGCAUUUCAGUUAAUGUGCCUUUAACAAUGCUAAGUAAAAAGUGAUUUUAGACCUGUUUGGAAAGCUAGUGCAGCUCCUGUAUUUUAUAUGCAUAGAGAGAGGGGGGGUUAAAGUAGAUGUAAAGCGGAUUGAUAAUCAUAGCAAAAACAAUCAUAAAAAGAGGGAGAUGGGUGAUUUUGGUUUGAUUAAAUUGAUUUCGGAUUAAUAAUCAUAACCUCGAACAAUAUUAAUUAAAGGGACUAGACACCAGAUGGUCCCCAAAUCGGUAAAUACAGUAUUUCCUUAAGACAAGAAUUGAAAAUUCUUGGCUUCUUUAUAGAAAAUACUGUAUACCUCAUGCAUAUUCAUUAUAACGAGAUUCUGUCAUUCAAUUGUCCCACGGUAUGAAUGAAGUGUAACGGAAGAAAGUUCCGUGGUUGCCGACGAUGAGUACAAGAUGUUCAUCAUGUUUUGCUUGUUGAUAGUGUUAUAUAUCUGAGAUGAGUUAGCUUGUUGAUUGUUUCAUUAUGGCCAGUCCUCAAAAGUGGCACCUCCAACAAUCCGAUUAUCAAUACAAAUUAUACUGAGGUCUUAUUACAUUCGAAAUCUGUUGGCUCGAUAUCCCAGGGAGCGGCCACAAUACUUCGAGCCUCGAAAAUAUCGAGCCAAGCGGGAAUGUUCACUUAAAUUAAAAAAGUCUGUUCUUUACAUCCUUUUCGAGCAAACGAGGAUAGCGAGCCAAGCGAUAUCGAGCCAACGGGUUUCGACAUGUAUUUUUAUAUCUGCUGAUACCACAGGUCACUCAGAUAAUUUUGAUGACACAAAAUGAAAGCAAAACGUUCGUUUUUAACGAUAUUUUAUAAUGAAAACUUGAAUGAUCAACGUACUGAGGGGGAUAUUUGUUGGACAUUUUUCUUGAUCUUUCUUAAGAAUCAAUUCAGAGACGUAUUGAUUAAAAUUAUCGGUGGAACUGCUGCUUUUCCUGCAAUUUAAAAAAACGGUUUUCAUUUAUUUUUUCGAUUUUUAUUCUUUUUUUCUGUCUUUUUGAUGUUUGAUUUUUCAUUUGCUUGUACAAUCACAUCCAUCAGAUAACUGUAAUAUGUGUGCAUUUCGUGCGUGAAUUAAAUGAAUGAGCUUUGAAAAAAAAAAUUCCAUCAAUUAUAAUAUUAAUAUUUAGUAAUUUAUUACUUUUUAUAAUAAAUGAUUAUCUAACGUGA
This is a messenger RNA of Mya arenaria, 5404 nucleotides long. RefSeq names its product lysyl oxidase homolog 3-like. Gene Ontology annotation, biological process: peptidyl-lysine oxidation. The record is from RefSeq and is a predicted model, not a curated record. Lineage: Eukaryota; Metazoa; Mollusca; Bivalvia; Myida; Myidae. The transcript is spliced from 11 exons. The coding region runs from base 712 to 2991 and encodes 759 amino acids. Gene Ontology annotation, molecular function: protein-lysine 6-oxidase activity; copper ion binding. Gene Ontology annotation, cellular component: membrane.